This is a messenger RNA of Cajanus cajan (pigeon pea), 2441 nucleotides long. Its product is annotated as U-box domain-containing protein 18. Gene Ontology annotation, biological process: protein ubiquitination. Lineage: Eukaryota; Viridiplantae; Streptophyta; Magnoliopsida; Fabales; Fabaceae. Gene Ontology annotation, molecular function: protein binding; ubiquitin-protein transferase activity. The record is from RefSeq and is a predicted model, not a curated record.
CGCCGCCACGUGUCCAGAAGAUUCUCCAGUCAGGUUCCCCUCGCUAUAAUAAUUACGCCACCUACCUUCCUAUCCAAACAACACAAACGGUUCUAAGUUCUAACUCGUAACCAGAAGUAAUUGGUUGAUUAUUGUGACUGAGUUCAAUGACUGAAAGGGAUCGGCGCACGCUAUCAUUCCCGGCGGUUCACCCAUGCGAAGCCGUAUCUCCGCCCACACUCCUCGCCUCUCUAAUCACCCUCUCCCAAUCCAUAUGCAACUACCAACCCCACCUCUUCCCCACCCAGCGACGAAACGCCAGAGAAACCAUACGCCAAAUCAACAUCGUUUCGAUAUUCCUUCAAGAAAUUCAAGAGCGCGCCCUGUCAAUCCCCCACUCCACCAUCCUCAGCCUCAGCCUCUCCGAGCUCCACUUCACCUUACAGAAGAUCCACUUCCUCAUGCAAGACCUCACUCUCCAAGGCGCUCGCCUCCUACUCCUCGCCAAAUCGCAACACGUCGCGUCCCUCUUCCGCGCCUUCGUCCGCGCCAUGGCCACUUCCCUCGACGUCUUGCCCCUUCACAACCUCCACGUGUGCCGCGAAGUCAAAGAGCUCGCGGAACUCGUGACAAGGCAAGCCAGAAAAGCCGGGUUCGAAGUGGACCCCAGCGACGCACGUGCCACCAAAACCCUCCACACGGUUAUAAGCCAAUUCGCCAGAGGAACCGAACCGGACCUCACUUCCAUGCACCAAAUAAUCAAUUACCUCCAAAUCAAAACCUGGACAGAUUGUAACACCGAGAUUAAAUUCCUCGAGGAUGAAAUUAACCUAGAGUGCCGCGACCGCGAGGAGCGAGAGGUUCCACUUCUAAGUAGCUUAGUAGGCUUUUUAACUUACUGCAGAGGACUAAUAUUCGAAACCAAUAACCCCCAAGGUAGAUGCAGCACGGAGUUAGCAAUAACGUCGUUAACGCUAUUAACGUCCCUCAACCCCGAGGAUUUCCGUUGCCCGAUUUCCCUCGAGCUCAUGACGGAUCCGGUAACGGUGUCAACCGGUCAAACCUACGACCGACCCUCCAUUACGAAAUGGCUCAGAGCAGGGAACACCACGUGCCCCAAAACAGGGGAGAAGCUAACAACCACAGAGUUAGUUCCCAACACAACGCUCAAGAGGCUCAUCCAACAAUUCUGCGCCGACAACGGCAUUUACCUCGCCAACAACUCUAACCGUAACCGCAACAUCGUCGCCGGUAGUCCCGCGGCCGCGCACGCCGUGCAGUUUCUCGCGUGGACCCUCACGCAGCGGCUCGCGUUCGGGACGGAGGAGCAGAAGCACAAGGCCGCGCACGAGAUUCGCGUGCUCGCCCGAAACAGCAUUUUCAAUAGGGCGUGUUUGGUUGAAGUGGGAGCAGUGUCUCCUCUGUUGGAGCUUCUAGCCUCUGCGAAGGAUAAAUCCACGCAAGAGAACGCAAUCUCUGCUCUAUUGAAGCUCUCUAAAGACUCGAAUGGGCCGAAAAGUAUUAUAACCAGCGGGGGCAUAAGCGUAAUUGUGUCAGUGCUGAAAAAUGGAGUUAGUUUAGAAGCUCGACAAGUCGCGGCUGCGGUUAUAUUUUAUCUCUCGUCGGUUAAAGAGUAUCGGAAGUUAAUAGGGGAAAACCCUGAGGUGAUUCCAGCGUUGGUGGAGUUAGUUAAGGAAGGAACAACCUGCGGGAGGAAAAACGCUGUCGUUGCGAUAUUCGGGUUACUUUUACUUCCUAGGAAUCACCAAAGAGCGCUUUCCGCGGGUGCCGUUCCCGCGCUGCUUGAUAUUUUGGCUUCUUCGGAUAAGGAGGAGCUUGUGGCGGAAUCUUUGGCGGUUCUUGCGGCGCUGGCCGAGAAUGUUGACGGGGCACGUGCGAUUUUGCAGGGGUCGGCGUUGGCGUUGAUUACGGGGAUGCUGCGAACUGCGACGUCACGUGCGGGGAAAGAGCACUGUGUUUCGAUCUUGUUGUCGCUGAGCGUGAAUGUCGGCGCGGAGGUGGUGGCGGUUCUGGCGAAGGACCCUUCGCUGAUGCCUUUGCUUUAUUCGCUUCUGACGGAGGGGACUUCUCACGCCGCAAAGAAAGCGCGGUUCCUCAUCAGAGUGAUACAAGAUUUCCACGAGACUAGAACUUUGGGGCUCAAGGGUUCCUCCGUUCCGCAAGAACCAUCGCUUCACGUUUGGUGAUAACUGAUAACCUUUUGUUUUCUGUAAAUAUAUACGACAUUUGUUUUUUUUUUUUUUUGUUACGUUUUGGAUUUGUGAAAUUAGCUCUAUGCUUCUGCUUUUUUUGUGGCGGGCGAGCUAAUUUCAAUAAGUGAGCCUUUUAUUUAGCUCACGCUGGAAGUGGAAUUUUUUGUCUCUCUCUGUCUGGUUAUGAAUUGAAAUGGUGUGAAGUUAGAUGAUGAAAUUAUUAUAUAUAUGUCUGGAUUGAUUACUUCA